Molecule: messenger RNA, 2202 nt
Organism: Paramormyrops kingsleyae
Lineage: Eukaryota; Metazoa; Chordata; Actinopteri; Osteoglossiformes; Mormyridae
Source: RefSeq, a predicted model, not a curated record
GGAUGUUAUGUAGGUCAGGAUGCAGUUAAUCGACCAAGCCCAACUCCUCCAUCUCAUACCAUUUCAACCAGACACCCAGUGGACGGUAAGUUGUAAAACGUAAAUAUGUUGAACCAAAUAAUUGAAAAACAUAUAUGCAUAUAUGUUUUACAUACAUAUAUGGUUGCAUAUGGUCUACCUGUUACUACAUGUAACUGUUUUCCUGAAUUUACGAGCGUUGAUUCUGGCCUUUUCUCAUCAUUUGAUCCUAGCUGAGGUUACUCGACUAUUCGGACCGUAUAUGCAGGGAGGGAGAAGGUCGACAGGUCGGCGACAUCUUGCUGUGCCCGCUCUGAGUUCUUACACUCAUACCUUCUGCUGUCUCGAUGAGAAAAAUGUAGAUGUAGUCCCCACUCGAAAUGGCAAAGAAAGACUUGCUGCUGCAGGAUUAGGAGAAAAACGUCUAACAUUCAAAGGCAGUCAGACAAAUCCACACGACUUCAGGGAAUUCCUUUUUGCCUUAUUUCCAAAAUUCAGAGAAGGGGGUGGAUUUGAAUUGCUAAAAAUAUCUGGAUCAACUCGCAGUCGGCAACUGAGCCUUAUCCCCUGUCCCAAUGAAGGCUACUAUGUCAAACAUCUGAAAGAUGCUCAGACCCAACUUGGUCAUGCUACAAUCUUUAUUCGACCACUUCAGAGGAACCUCUCUCUAGAGCCUAUAUGUCAACCUGAAUGCAGUAGUCAACUGAUUGGACCACCUCAGAAAUGUGUCACAUGUGGAGAAGAAUUCCCAUUUUCGCACAUUAAGGCUCAUAGUGGUGAAUGCAUAAGACUAUUGCAGAGCACUGUUGAUGGCCAAAUGGAGGCAGACACAGAAGGUGCCACAACCCCCCGAAGUGAAGAUAGAUAUGAGAGCACAUUGAGAAGACCACAGGAGAGUCUGACAGCAAGGAGUAGCAACACAGACAUCUCUGUGCCAAAUCAGGGGAAUAUGCCAGUUCCGGGAGCCUCUCAGGAACAUUUGCCUAAUUUUCCAAUCAUUGAUUUGGACCAACUUGAGAAAGAUUGGAAAAUUGAGAAUGAUCCCUCAGAGGCAGCAAAGAGAUAUAGAGAAGACCUUUUAAACAAACACGCUACUUUAAAACCACUAAACCUCACUGUGGAUCUUGGAGACAGUGAGGAGGAAAGAGAAAGGACAAUCAUUUCUUUUUAUAAGAUUGCCCAUGUUGAACGGGCUUCUCCUUUGAAAUGCAUAUUGAAGGUGCCAGGAGGAGCUCAUCUUUUUGAUGGUGAAACAGACCACUUGAUUCCUUCCACUUCCCAUUUCCUUUUGGAGAGUGACUUCUUUGUUGUUGCUGGUCGAAUGAUUGGUCACUCAUUCUUACAUGGUGGGCCAUGCUUAAGUGGAUUAAGCCCAGCAAUCCUGCAUGUGCUGUUUGAUGGAUCCCCAGAAGAAGCCACAAUAGAUAUUAAGGAUUGUGCUGAUCUGGAUAUUCGUGAGACAAUCAAACUGCUGGAAGGGACAACAGACCUAUCGCCUGAAGAAAAGCAUACCAUUAACGAGCUGGCAUUGUCCUGGGAUUUGCCUCCAGUAAUAUCUGGGAACAGAAGAUGGCUAUUUGAUAAACUACUCCUCCACGCUGUCCUUGGAAGAACUUCCAGACAAGUCAAGCACUUACGGCGGGGUUUAAAAGAGACGCAGAUCUGGCCUUUGCUAACCGAGAGAAAAGACAUAAUUCCACUUUUGUUUCCACGAGCAUCUCAGAUACAGUGUACAUCACAGAUGGUCUUGGACAAGAUAAAAUGGCCAACACAGGAUGAAGAUGAAGACAAGGAGGUCUCUUUGGAAGAUGCAUGUAGGAUCACAGGAUUUCUUCGAACGUUUAUUGAGAAUGCGUGGUUCGCAAACGAACGCAGGACUCAAGACGCAUUGAUUUUUGAGAAGAGCCCCGUCCCCUCUGACAGUAAAGAAACAUCAUCUCCAAGCCUCCUUGAAAAAUUUGUGCAGUUCUGGGUAGGGUGGAAUGUACUUCCCACACAUCUUGAUGUUGAAGUGGUAGAGAGCAGCUUCCCAAGAUCUUCCACCUGCUUCUACCUGCUUAAACUCCCAGGGCAUUAUAAAGAAUACAGUGUCUUUGAAAGAGACCUCCUUGCUGCUAUUUGGAGUGUUGAUACUGGAUUUGGAAUGGUCUAAGGACACUGAACGUUGUGGUGUUCUGUUAAACA